GGGCUCUCUCUCUCCGUCCGCCGCUCGCUUUCGGCCCUUCGUUCCUUCCCGGGGCCAUGAAGCACGGGGCGCCGGGUCUUGGGGUGGGGUGGGCGGAGGGGCCGGGGGGCUGAGUGACAGGCGCAGGACCCUCCCCCUCUGCCCCCCUCCCCCUCCCCUCCUCCCAAAGGAGCGCCCUCGGGUCCCCCGGGAUCUCCCCCGGCCCUCCGCGCCCCCCUUUUGCUCCUUCCUCCCUCGCCGGAGCGCCCCGCAACAACCCUUCCUGCUCGAGGGCUCCGGCCGCACAGCCUCCUCUAUAAGAAGCCGGACGGGGCACCGGGGCGCACACCGCAGCCCUUGACCAGACACCCAACGCGGGCAGAGGGAGCUGUCCCAGGACGGAGGAGAAGGACGGCCCUCUUCCUCCCUUCCUUCCUUCCUUCCUUCCUUGCGCCCUCCCGCCCCCGCGACAGGCGCGGAUUGGGCUCCGGCGUGUGGCGGCGCCUGCAGAGCCUCGCCGAGGGACUUGCGGACCCGGCUUCUCCUCCUGCUCUUCCUCCUCCUCCUCCUCCUUCUUGCGGUGCGGCCGAGGAGGCGACCGGGGCGGCGAAGCGAUGAGCCCUGUGGCAUUAAUGCUAGGCUUGAAGACCUUCUGGGUUUUGGCUUUCUCCUCGCUUUCCAACACGCUGGCCGUCAACAACAGCGGGCGCUGGUGGGGAAUCAUCAAUGUGGCCUCUUCCACCAACUUGCUGACUGACUCCAAGAAUGUGCAGUUGGUGCUGGAUCCUUCCCUGCAGUUGCUGAGCCGCAAGCAGCGCAAGCUCAUCCGCCAGAACCCAGGCAUCCUUCACAGCAUCAGCAGCGGCCUUCAGAGCGCCAUCAAGGAAUGCAAGUGGCAAUUCCGCAACCGGCGCUGGAAUUGCCCUACCAUGCCAGGGCCCAACAUUUUUGGCAAGAUUGUCAACAGAGGUUGCCGAGAAACUGCUUUCAUCUUUGCCAUCACUAGUGCCGGGGUCACACACUCGGUGGCCCGCUCUUGCUCAGAAGGCUCCAUUGAUUCGUGCACCUGUGACUACCGCCGGAGGGGCCCGGGUGGCCCGGACUGGCACUGGGGUGGCUGCAGUGACAAUGUGGACUUCGGCAGAGUCUUUGGACGAGAGUUUGUGGACUCCAAUGAGAAGGGGCGGGAUCUGCGUUUCCUGAUGAAUUUGCACAACAAUGAGGCAGGACGUCUGACUGUCUUCACAGAGAUGCGUCAGGAGUGCAAGUGUCACGGGAUGUCAGGCUCUUGCACAGUCAAGACUUGCUGGAUGCGGUUACCCACUUUCCGGACAGUGGGGGACUUCUUGAAGGACCGCUUUGACGGUGCUUCUCGGGUUAUCUAUGGCAACAAAGGCAGCAACCGGGCCUCCCGGGUGGAGCUGCACCACCUCGAGCCAGAGAACCCGGCCCACAAGCCCCCUUCCCCUCACGACCUGGUCUACUUUGAAAAGUCACCAAAUUUCUGCACCUACAGUGGCAAGACAGGCACAGUGGGCACAGCAGGUCGCUCCUGCAACAGCUCCUCCCCAGCCCUGGAUGGCUGUGAGCUGCUGUGCUGCGGGAGGGGGUACCGGACCCGGAUGCAGCGAGUCACUGAACGCUGCAACUGCACCUUCCACUGGUGCUGCCAUGUCAGCUGCUUGAACUGCACCAAUAUGCAAGUGUUGCAUGAGUGCUUGUGAGCAAGGAGAGAACACAACAAGGAUUUUCUUUACCUCCAUGGAAAACAGUGACACUCCUCAUCUGAUAGCAGGCUUCCCUCCAUACAUCAAAGCCUUGCCAACAAGACAGCUCUCCUACCUCCUCUGUGUACGUACACACACACCUUUCUCUACAAGAUUACAGUGUCCUCUGUUGGCCCAGGAAGGCCAACUCCAAAGUCCUGAAUACUACACAAUUGGCAGGACUGCAAGAAGAUGCUCAAGGGAACUAAAUGGGGUUUACUUCUGACAGUAGCAGUAUUUAAAAAACUCGGAAGGCAGAGUAGAAGGAGCAAUGUAGUAUAUUUCUAGGUGAGGAAGGUGCCUGCCACGUUAACAGCAAAGUGAAGUGUCAAUUUCUUUUACAAAAUAAAAAGGAGGUGCUGCAAAAUGGAGCCUGGUGGGAAACAUGUGAAACUCACAGGCUGAAUUUUGCGCAUCCUUGACUGACCCAGGUAAUAAUAUAGUAUAUGGGUGUAUUUCUCUAUGGCUUUAUUGCCCUUCUUUUAAGCAAUGAGUCAGUGGAAAGGGUACGCUCCUUGCUUGGGCAUGGUGUUUGUCCCCUGCACCAGAGCCUUCGCUAGUUGUGUGUGUGUGUACAUGUAUGUAUGUGUAUGGGCUUGCCAGAUAGUCGACAUUGUCACUGCAAGGCUUUAAUUUGAACCAGAUCUCUUCUUCAUCAGGACAGAGCCACUGUGAUCUUCAGUACUAGGACUCAUUGCUCCCAGAUUAUUUAACUCUAUUACCAUUAUUUUGAGCCUCUGGUUAUUGUUGUUGUUGUUCCUGUAGAACAGUGGUUCUCAACCUGUGGGUCCCCAGAUAUUUUGGCCUACAACUCCCAGAAAUCCCAGCCAGUUUACUAGCUGUUAGGAAUUCUGGGAGUUGAAGGUCAAAACAUCUGAGGACCCACAGGUUGAGAACCACUGCUGUAGAACAACAGAGGAAAGAAAUAUGGGGGACUGUCUCUAAGUUCAUCUAUGGUGAACAGUGGACAGCUUUUCCACUAUACCAACCAGUCCUCCCAUGCUUAGUUUAAUGUCAUGUUCAUAGGAUAUAACUUCUAUGAUGUGCCUGGACAAGUUAAUUGUGUGUGUGUGUGUGGGGGGGGGGGGUGCAGCAACCAAUGGUCAGUGGCCAUCCUGGUUGGGGAUUCUGGGAGGUGUAGUCUCAAAUAUAAGUUUCCCAGGCUCCCUCUCUGCCAUGCCUGUAUCACUGACAUGUAGCCUGGCACUUCUCAUUUUACAUAUGAAGCACAGCCUCUGAGGACUUUAUUUCUUAUAGAUGAAACACUGUACAAGAUUGCUAAGUGUUGGAGGGAUUAUGUAUGUAUGAAUGUAUGUAUGUAUGUUUAAACACUGCUUUUUGUUUACCUACCCCCAUUAGAAACUCAAUGUGUGGAGCAUAAGUGGAGCAUUACAUGCAGGCACAACUAAAGUGUAUAAGGGUACUUUCAACAUUCCACAAUUAUAGUAAAAAGAUUCCACUUUAACUGCCAUGGCAACAUUCUAUGGACUCUUGGGAUUUGUAGUUUGGUGAUGGACACCAGAGGAACUCUUUGGCUGAGGAUUUUAAAGGCAGCUCCCAGUAUUCCAUAGGAAGUUGCCACUGUAGUUAAAGUAAAAUCACAGCACUUCAAUUCAGGCUCUAGUCUAAACCCAAUCCAGAUGUCUGGAGGCCAGGUAAGAAUACUCUUCAGGUGCCCUGAAACUAUUCUUGAUGGAACAAGCAUAGGAGAACUCUGUGAUUAAGUGUGUUCUUAUCACUUAAGGACAGCUGGUAAAAGUUACAAUUUUGUGGGAAGGGUUUCCCCAGGUUUUGCACUCAAGGCUUUGGGUUAAAUCCCUUGGUGCUCCAUUUGUACACAACUCUGUGGCAACAUGGUGUUUUGACCUGUUAAGGACUGCCCAUGUUGAACUUCUAAGCACUUGUCAAAUUCAGAGAAAAGCAGGGAAUUCCCUUUGAUUACAUGGUGUUACAUGUCUUUACAACUAUUCCCAAAUGCCCGUGUGUCUGUGUAUUCAUGUGUGCAUGCCCUCCAGCCUUUGAUCAUUUUGCCAAGGAAAUGUUAGUAGAAAAAUAUUGGUUUUUGUUUUACAGCUGUAAUUCCCCCUUCACUCUAGUCUCACCAAACUACAAAUCCUGUAAGUAAUAUGCACUGAAAAACUUGUGGGGAUCGCUGAUGACUUUUGCAGAUGUCUGUAAAUAAAAUAUUUAUUGUUACCAUUUCAUAUUCUUGUAGGCCUGGACUAAGGUUCUUGCUACUAGAUUCAUGUUUCUAGCAUUCUAGAGAAAGAAUAAAGUAUAUAUUUUUAUCAAUCCAA
Messenger RNA from Anolis carolinensis (green anole), 4042 nucleotides. It is a transcript of the gene wnt1, whose product is annotated as Wnt family member 1. The transcript has 4 exons. Lineage: Eukaryota; Metazoa; Chordata; Lepidosauria; Squamata; Anolidae. Gene Ontology annotation, cellular component: extracellular region. Gene Ontology annotation, biological process: cell fate commitment; multicellular organism development; neuron differentiation. Gene Ontology annotation, molecular function: frizzled binding; cytokine activity. The record is from RefSeq and is a predicted model, not a curated record. The coding region runs from base 594 to 1703 and encodes 369 amino acids.